AUAGAUCAGUUGGUUGACUUCCGGAUAUUGAGAAAGCAUAGGCUACGAUUACUUAGUUUAAAACGUUUAGCUUACUCAGUAAGUCUCAUUAUAUCUAUAUAUAUCUAUAUAUAUAUAUGAUUGUCUUGCAAAGACAAUUGUGCUCAAAAUGUAUCGGCACCAAUCUAUAUGUUUUGUACCCGCUUCAAAUAACCAUGAUCAAGCUAAAGAGAAAAGUUUAGUAAAAGAGUCUAACGAAAUUCGGAUCGGAGAAGCAGCUAAAGAGUUCUACAAUGAAAUAAUAGCGGAACCUUCCGAGCAGGAAGUUACUGUUAAAAGCUGUCUGGAGCCUACAGAUAAUUCCAACGUAGAAACAAAUUGUACAAAAACUGAAGUGCUAAAGAGUAAAAAAAUUCUACCAUCGGACUCGUAUAAAUAUUGUAAUAUAUUUUUGAAACAUGCAACUGAUGGAAACAUUGAAAAACUGAAAGAAUUGCUUUCUAAGGAUUUAAAUAUUAACAUACAGGAUGACUACCAAUGGACAGCGCUAAUGUGUGCAGCAAAAGCGAAUAAUUAUGAAGUUGUAGAUUUUUUAAUUAAGAAUGGAGCUGAUGUUACAUGUACUGAUAUGAAUGGUUUAUCAGCGUAUGAUCUCACGAAUUCAACAGCAAUAAAAAAUUUAUUUCAUGAUAUGGAAGACGAAGAUACUAAUGCAGAAGAUUAUAAUGACUCUGAAGAGGCUAAUGAAGUUUAUUGCAGUGUUUGUGAUGUAACUGUCAAAGAUAUUGAUGAACAUGACAAGAGUAUACCUCACAUAAUGAAUAAGCCGAAGCUGGCAACAGGAAGUUGCUAUUAUAUUCCAUGCACAAAUAAAGGAUAUCAGCUUAUGAUGAAACAAGGAUGGGACGGGGAGAAAGCUCUCGGGAGGGAAGCCGAGGGUACGAAGUAUCCAGUGAAAACCAUUUUAAAACGUGAUAGAAUUGGUCUUGGUGGUAAUAAAAAGAAACAGAUCCCAAGGGUAUCUCAUUUUGAUCCUUUCGAUACUACAGCUAUAAAGCGACGAUCCGAACUUUAUAUUAAUAAAUCACCAAGAAUAUUUAAAAAGAAGCAUUUCAAAGAACAAUUAAAUAAAGAAAAAAAAAUUGAGAGAUUUUUUAGAAGAGAGUUUGAUGCCUACUGA
Molecule: messenger RNA, 1159 nt
Organism: Dimorphilus gyrociliatus
Lineage: Eukaryota; Metazoa; Annelida; Polychaeta; Dinophilidae
Source: the annotation of a GenBank genome assembly